AUGGCUUCGGACGCGCCCUCGGAAAUUGCGUCCCUGCUCCAGUCCGCCUCCAUCAAGCGGCAUCCGUCACCGCGACACGAUCUCAAUCCAUCCACGGCCGCCUCUGAGAAGCAGCCGGUGCACCUCUCCGCCGACCCCGAUGUCGCGUCCGAUGUCGCCGAAGAUGAGAUUCCCACCAGCGUGCUGCGGCCCGUGCCGCGGCGGAAUACUAUGCCCCCGCUCCCAGACCUACGCUUCGAACAAAGCUACCUGAAGAGCAUCGAGAAGGCGGAAACGUGGAAGGGCGUCCUCUGGAUCACAGUGAAAGACCAGGUUAUCUUGUGCUUUGCUCAAGGCGUGCUGUGGAACCUCAUCAUCCACGGCUGGCGGCAUUGGAAUCGAUCGUCCAAGUUCAACGGACAGAGUGUAGGCGCCAGGAUACGCAGAUGGUGGUGGGGUGUCAACAAAUGGACCAUACCUAAGGAGGGUCGCUCACGUCGCUCACGUCUGAGGGACAAGAAUUUGGCGAGGAACGUGUCGGAGUACUACGAGGACGAAUUCUCGAGUGCCGCCCAGGAUUAG
Molecule: messenger RNA, 561 nt
Organism: Trematosphaeria pertusa
Lineage: Eukaryota; Fungi; Ascomycota; Dothideomycetes; Pleosporales; Trematosphaeriaceae
Product: DUF1770-domain-containing protein
Exons: 3
Coding region: 1-561 (186 amino acids)
Biological process (GO): mitophagy
Molecular function (GO): mitochondrion autophagosome adaptor activity
Source: RefSeq, a predicted model, not a curated record